This is a messenger RNA of Stegostoma tigrinum, 2678 nucleotides long. It is a transcript of the gene ddx18, whose product is annotated as DEAD (Asp-Glu-Ala-Asp) box polypeptide 18. Gene Ontology annotation, cellular component: nucleolus. Gene Ontology annotation, molecular function: nucleic acid binding; RNA helicase activity; ATP binding. The record is from RefSeq and is a predicted model, not a curated record. The coding region runs from base 148 to 2112 and encodes 654 amino acids. Gene Ontology annotation, biological process: maturation of LSU-rRNA from tricistronic rRNA transcript (SSU-rRNA, 5.8S rRNA, LSU-rRNA). NCBI's taxonomy places the organism in Eukaryota, Metazoa, Chordata, Chondrichthyes, Orectolobiformes, Stegostomatidae. The transcript is spliced from 14 exons.
UCGAACCUGAAUCUCAUUGAAAAGCUUCUGCGAUAUAAUCUCAUGCUGAGGUUUUAUUUUAGCAGAAUGAUUUGAUGAUACUGGCUGUUUCCUGCUAGUGGGCAUUUCCAUAGCCACCCCGCUUUCCCGCCCCCGCCCCCAAAACCAAUGUGUGGGUCCUCAUCGUUCACAUGCUGUGUUAAGAUGGCGGAUCUUCAAAUGAAAAUUAUCCGCAAAAAGUUGCAAAAGAAAAACGCCAAAAUUAAACGGAUCAAUUCAGCGGUGGGAGAAAAAGUGGUCAAACAAAAGAAUGUGGAAAAUGAAACACUGCAAGAGUCAAUAGGUGAUCAAGAAAGCACUCCAAAAGAAUUGAAAGAAGAACAAAGGCUUACGAAGGAUGAAAGCGAACAAAAACCAGUAUCAAAUAUCAAAAAGAAAAACAAAAGAAAGCUUGCAACUAAAAUUCAGGAAACUGAAAUCAAAAAACCAAAGAAUGUUGAACCAAAGGAGGAUAGUGACCUGGAGAUGAUCAAAGCUGGUGACUUAGAAAUGAUACAGGAUGAAAAGGAUGAGGAAAAUGAAGAACAGUCUGAAGAUGAUGGAGGACCAACUUUGCCUUUGGGGUUAACAGGUGCUUUUGAAGACACUGCUUUUUCCUCUUUGGCUGACAUGAUUAGUGAGAAUACUUUGAAAGGGAUUGCUGACAUGAGCUUUACUCAUAUGACACUCAUUCAACAGAAAAGUAUCCGACCUUUACUGGAGGGCAGGGAUAUUUUGGCUGCUGCAAAGACAGGCAGUGGAAAGACAUUGGCAUUUCUCAUUCCUGCCAUUGAACUGAUCUACAAACUUAAAUUCAUGCCCAGAAACGGAACGGGUGUCCUCAUUCUUUCACCAACUCGAGAAUUAGCCAUGCAGACCUAUGGUGUUCUGAAAGAAUUAAUGGCGCACCAUGUUCAUACUUAUGGCUUACUCAUGGGAGGCAGCAACAGAACUGCAGAAGCACAAAAAUUGGCAAAUGGAAUUAACAUCAUAAUAGCCACUCCUGGCAGACUUCUGGAUCAUAUGCAGAACACGCCAGGAUUUAUGUACAAGAACCUGCAGUGUUUGAUAAUAGAUGAAGCAGACCGUAUCCUCGAAGUGGGAUUUGAAGAAGAGUUGAAACAGAUAAUUCGACUUCUGCCAAGGCGACGACAAACAAUGCUUUUCUCUGCUACACAAACUCGCAGAGUGGAAGAUUUAGCAAAAAUCUCACUGAAGAGGGAACCUUUGUAUGUCGGUGUUGAUGAUGACAAAGAAACUGCUACUGUAGAAGGCCUUGAGCAAGGUUAUGUAGUUUGCCCAUCCGAAAAAAGAUUCCUCUUACUCUUCACUUUUCUAAAGAAGAAUCGCAAGAAGAAGAUCAUGGUUUUUUUCUCAUCGUGCAUGUCUGUGAAAUAUCACUAUGAGCUUUUGAACUACAUUGACCUACCUGUUCUGGCGAUUCACGGAAAGCAAAAACAGACAAAACGUACAUCCACCUUCUUCCAGUUCUGUAAUGCGGCUGAUGGAAUACUGCUGUGUACAGAUGUCGCUGCCAGAGGGCUGGAUAUUCCUGAAGUAGACUGGAUUGUACAGUAUGAUCCCCCUGAUGAUCCAAAGGAAUAUAUCCACCGUGUGGGCAGGACUGCAAGAGGAAUUAAUGCACGAGGGCAUGCGUUACUUAUUCUGAGAGCAGAAGAACUGGGUUUCCUUCGUUAUCUCAAACAGGCCAGGGUACCAUUGAAUGAGUUUGAGUUUUCCUGGAGCAAGAUCGCAAAUAUUCAAGUUCAGCUUGAAAAGCUAAUUGAAAAAAAUUACUACUUGCACAAAUCAGCACAGGAAGCUUACAAGUCUUACAUCCGUGCCUAUGAUUCUCAUUCUCUCAAAGAGAUAUACAGUGUUCGCACCCUGGAUCUGCCCAAAGUAGCACUUUCAUUUGGCUUCAGAGUACCACCAUAUGUUGAUCUUAAUGUAAAUGCCAGCAGAGGGAUGAAACUGAAGAAGAGAGGUGGUGGAGGUGGAUUUGGGUACCAGAAGGCCAAAAAUGUCUAUAAAGCAAAGAUCUUCAAGCAAAUUGGCAAGAGGAAAUCAGACAAGAGGCAGUUUUCCCGUUAAAUAGCCCAAACACAGCUGCAUUUUUAUUUUUCCUUUGUGACUAUACAAAGGAUUGGAAUUGUCCUCUAAAAUAAAUGCCUUGCAUUCAGCAACUUUGGCAACUUCCAACAAUAUAGAUUUAAAGCAGUCUGUAAUUGACUCAGUCACAAUUCUACUCAUGUAAAACUAUUAUCUUUGCACAUGAUCUUUUAUAGAAUGUUAUUUAAAUGCAUUUAAUUUGAUUUAUAAACAGUUUUAGAGUCAAUCUGUAAAUUGUGAUGAUGAUAGAAUAGAUUGAACAAUAUUAAGGGGCACAUUGCCAUGUCUUUUUCUCAGGUUCAGCAAAGCAUUUCCCACUGAGCCAAUGUGUUUUUUAAGAUGUGUAACAGGCCCAGGGAUAUUGAUAGUUUUGUUGAAUAUGUAAUCUGAAAAUGUAAAAAUGUUCACUUUUCUGACUAAUAAACCAUUCCAUGUUUGGUAAUCUACACAAAAGUCCAUCCAAUGCCAUCCAAAGGAGGAAAAGCUGAUAAGAUUCUUCCUGUAGAAGAGCAUGACGUGUUCAGUGCUCUGAGCGUUAGCUGAUUAUA